GACACGUUCAGCAGGGCACUAAUCCAGGAUUAGUCUAGCGUCAGCACCGGGCCCUUGGGUGAAAGGCUCUGCGUCGCCUGCAUUCUUCCUCAAAACACGCAAACCACUCCUCCUGCUACCUAUUUUCCACCAACAAACCAAACUUGCGGGGGAUGCCCAUGUCCUCGUUGUGAAUUUCCAAAGGCGUUCAUCAGAGGGAUCAUUUCUUAUUUUUCCUUCUAUUUUCCAGUCACAUUCACGAUACCUAAUACUCAACACUCGAGUUCGCCAAGAUCUUCAACGAACCGACCGAUCGAUCGUUAACCUCAACCUUCUCAGUUCGACGCGACCACGUUGCUUCAUCCCUGCCCUGAACUCCCGCCGCAGCCAUGGCGCCAGAAGAUACAUACUUCGAUGAUGAGGAGGACUGCUGCCCUCUUUGCAUCGAGGAGUUCGAUCUCUCGGACCGAAACUUUCGACCUUGCCCUUGUGGAUACCAGAUAUGCCAGUUUUGCUUCAACAACAUUCGGUCGAACAUGAACGGGCUCUGCCCAGCAUGCCGCCGCCCAUAUGAUGAGAAGACCAUACAAUGGAAGGUUGUCACGCAGGAAGAGGUCGCCGAGUUCCGAGCGAAUAUUCAGAAGAACCAGAAAAAGCGCGCCGCCGAACAGCGACAGAAGGAGGUGCAGAAACGCGAGGCCGAGAAGGAGAAUCGGAAGAAUCUAGUGGGCGUCAGGGUCGUCCAGAAGAACUUGGUUUAUGUGACCGGGUUGACCCCAACAGUCCGCGAGGACGAGUUGCUCAAGACCCUCCGGAAACCCGAGUUUUUCGGUCAGUACGGCAACAUCCUCAAGAUUUCCAUUAGCAGUCGCAAGGGCACCGACGGUCACAACCAGUCUCUCGGCGUUUAUGUGACGUUUGAGAAGAAGGAGGACGCUGGCCGGUGCAUUCAGGCUGUUAAUGGCUCCCAAAACGGCGAUAGGGUGCUGAGGGCGCAGCUAGGAACAACCAAGUACUGCUCGGCCUGGCUGAGGCAUGAACAGUGCGGUAAUCGACAGUGCAUGUUCCUCCACGAGUUGGGGGAUGAGGAGGAUAGCUACAGCCGACAGGAUCUAUCUUCGAUGAACAGCAUCAACUCGCAGCGACCUAUCCAAAACGCCGGCUCCUCCCGUUCCGCGUCGAGACAACAAGCUCACCCGUCCCCAUCCCCCGCCAUCGCGCAUCCCAUGGUGAGAAGCUCCAGCAAAGACGGCUCCGACAACGGCGAUGCCCCAGCACUACCGGCCUCGGCGAACUGGGCGCGUAACCCGCAGGUUCGUAGCCGACGGGGCAGUCACGCCACUAGCGCCGCGGCCCCCAGUCCGGCGAUCUCGAACUCACUGCCGGUAACUGCCGAAUCGGCUGUCGAAGACGCGCCAGCUGAACCCUCUACCGGCGCGGGUCCCUCUCGGGAUACCCCGGCAGCAGUUUCCAAGAGGCCCAGCGCUAGCCCGGCGGUCGAGAAGGCGAAGCGGAUCCCGCACGACGCUCUCAAGUCCUUGUUGAAAUCACUUGAGGGGUGCUCACUUGCAUGGCCUAAACCCGGCGGCGACAUACCUGACGAGGAGUUUAACAAGCUCUACCCCCCGCUCUUCGAUGUCCGUGGUGGCAUGCGCCGGCGAGCUAUGCGCGCAUCCGAAGAUACCAGCAGCGUGGACGAUCAGCAAUCGAGCGCCGCCCGGGAGCCCUCGGAAGACGAACCCGAGAGCAGUGGAAGUCUGGCUUUGGGCGGUGAACCCGAGGAUCGGGAGCAUGGUCGCGAGGGCCCUAGCUUCGACCCCCGGCGAGCCGCGCAGCCGCCUAUUCAAAGAGGCAGUACGGAUGGGCUUUUUGGCCAGGCCGUCGGUUCCGCCUUUACACAGCCGGGCGCGAAUCUAGGCUCAAUCGGCGGCAGCCGCACCAUGACACCGCAACAGCCGGCGUUCAUGCGACAGCCGAGCAACUUUGUCGACCACCUGUCUGCGCAGCCGAACUUGUUCCAGGGACAGGGUCACAAUCGCCAGGGCUCGCGUUUUAGCUUCGCCAACGAAGGAAGAGAGACCGCUUCGGCUACGUCCGUGAAGCUGGCGGCGAACCCCCGGAUCAUGGCGCAGCAAUCGUCGAUGAUGCCGUCGUCCUUCCACAACCAACCUGGUGGUCAGUUUUACGCCAGUUCUGUCCCCGGACCCCCGCCAGGGCUCAAGUCGACGGGCACACCACCGGGCGUGUUUGGGCAGCACAGCUUUGGGUCGGCCGCAUUCGGCGGCGCUUCGAAGGACACCAACGAGAUGCUGCAGAUUUUCCGCAGCCGGGGUGCGGGCAGCCAGGCGCAUGAUGCCGGAAAGCGUGAGUACAUGUUCUCUUCCUUUCCUAACCAGUACCCACCCUCCACCUCAUCCACCCCAGCUCCUGCCUCGAGCCACCUGGCAACGCUCUACGGUUCUCAGCCUGGAGCCUUCCAUGAUUUGGGUUCAAAGCAGAAGAAGAAGGGGAAGAAGCACAGACACGCUAACACUUCCUCCUCUGGGGGGAGUGGCCUAGUUGAUCUUGCGGACCCGAGUAUCCUGCAGGCGAGGAUGCAGUCCCAGCAGCAUCUGCAGCAACAGAGCAAUGCCGGUCUCGGACAGGGACUGUUCGGUGGUCAGUCGCAAGGUGGGUACACGAACCCGGGCAUGAUGUAUAACCCGGGAUACCGGGCCUGGUGAUUUCGGUACUGCGACAUUUACGAUUUCUAUUGAUUCAUCUCUUCACGGGAGGGGCGGCACCCGGUUUUGUUGUUUUUCUUUCCUUUUUUUGUCAAAUUAUAUAUUACGGCGGCGUCGCUGGCAACGAAGGGUAUGAGGGUUCAAGAGGCAACGCCUUGAUUCCGUGGAGCAUCGCCCGAGCGCCGGCUCCGAGGGAGGAGCCGCCUCGGGCUGGCGUCAUUUGCAUUUUGGGCGAAAAAGCACGGUGCCUUUCUCCGGGGGUUCGCAAACUUGGGCUCACUUUGUCCUGUUGG
Messenger RNA from Chaetomium fimeti, 2995 nucleotides. Its product is annotated as RNA recognition domain-containing protein. NCBI's taxonomy places the organism in Eukaryota, Fungi, Ascomycota, Sordariomycetes, Sordariales, Chaetomiaceae. The transcript is spliced from 4 exons. The record is from RefSeq and is a predicted model, not a curated record. Bases 369 to 2702 code for a protein of 777 amino acids. Gene Ontology annotation, biological process: protein ubiquitination. Gene Ontology annotation, molecular function: ubiquitin-protein transferase activity; RNA binding. Gene Ontology annotation, cellular component: CCR4-NOT complex.